AAAAUGUUAACGUGCUUAACUUCAUUGUUCAUAUCAGUGGGCUUAGUAUUAACCUUUCGAUUCAUCAAUAAAAAAUACAAGCCACCAAUACUUGGAAUUUAUCAGCAGAGAAACAAAACUUAUUGGUUUAAAUUUUUAUUUAUGUUUACUAUUUUAAGUGCGAAACAGGUAAUAGCUUAUGUGAAAAAACUUAUAGCUAUAUAUUCAGGUAAUGCUAGUGGAACGAUACGUGUCCAAGAAUAUGAGGCUAACUUAGAACAAAAAUAUGAUUUGGGUAGUCACGAGAAGUCAAUAGAUGGCGUUUAUUUUAAUGGAAUAUCUGAGAAUGGACAGGCAAUAGUUUGUGGACUAGCAAGAAGGCCGAAUCAAAUUUGCGACUCAUUCUUAUAUUUAAAGAUAAAAAAUGAAGACCUUCUCUUAUCCCCUGAACUUCCUGAUACUUAUUUGAAGCAAUCUGAUGAUGAUAAAGAUGAAUACAGUGUACAAGGGAUUCGCAUUCAAAACUUCGUACCGAUGCGAGCUUGGAAUUUAUGUUAUGAUGGGGAAAUGAAAUCAAGAAAUAAUCCUAGCAAAAGAAUAAAAGUGUCAGCUAAUCUCACUUGGAGCGCCAUUUGGGCUCAUUUCGAAUACGACACCCAAAUGUCGCCAAUGAGUGUCGCAGACGACAUGGCGAGGGAACCUUGGUCUACAGAUUAUUUCAAAAUUGUUAAAAGACUUCACCAAACACAUUAUGAACAAAUGGGAUAUAUAGCCGGUACUGUGACCAUCGACGGUGAAACAUUCAAUUUGGAUAUGCCUUGUGUCAGAGACAGAAGUUUUGGGCCGUGUCGAGAUUGGCGUAACUUCCACCGCUACGUUUAUCAUUUUAUGUUUCUUGAAAACGGAGACUGUAUGGCUAUAGGAAGUGUUUCACAGCCCGCUAUUCUAUCACAUCUGACUAUUGGAUACCUGUGUAAGAAGGUGGAUGAAAGUGUAGUUGCAGUAGAUUCAUCCGAUUAUCAACUUUAUCAACACGCUGAAAAUCAAAUUCUUCCAAAGGAUUAUGGUUUUACAUUUUCCGCCGGAGGGAAAUCCUAUAGUGUACAGGUUAAAGUGUACGAUGAAGAUUACUUUUACAUUGGGAAAGAUAAAGAAGCGAAGUUCUAUGAAAGAUGGAGUAACGUAGAAGUAAACGGUGUUAAAGGAAAAGCUUGUGUGGAAUGGCAUUAUAAUAAUGUUCGGAAAUAAAUGUAAAUGUAUUUAAAAUUAAAUAUUUUGUAAUGUU
Messenger RNA from Melitaea cinxia (Glanville fritillary), 1264 nucleotides. RefSeq lists its product as uncharacterized. The record is from RefSeq and is a predicted model, not a curated record. NCBI's taxonomy places the organism in Eukaryota, Metazoa, Arthropoda, Insecta, Lepidoptera, Nymphalidae. The transcript is spliced from 9 exons. The coding region runs from base 4 to 1227 and encodes 407 amino acids.